Amorphotheca resinae ATCC 22711 is the source of this 1959-nucleotide messenger RNA. RefSeq lists its product as hypothetical. Bases 1 to 1959 code for a protein of 652 amino acids. Gene Ontology annotation, molecular function: acetyl-CoA transmembrane transporter activity. The record is from RefSeq and is a predicted model, not a curated record. NCBI's taxonomy places the organism in Eukaryota, Fungi, Ascomycota, Leotiomycetes, Helotiales, Amorphothecaceae. Gene Ontology annotation, cellular component: membrane. The transcript has 2 exons.
AUGCCGACCCCUCUGGCCGACACUCUGCCCUCGUUGUCCAUCGUCCAGUCUCCCUCAGAUCUCCGUCAUAGCCUGCCAUUACAUCACGACGCCCAGUUCCCACCCUCGCUUGACGCGCAAGAGCUCGACGAACUGUCCCCUUCCGGCCAACGUCACAACAGAACCUCCUCGAAACAGGACUUCGAAGGCGCACAACCCCUCCUCGGCGGCGCAGACGAAGACGACGACGACCAGGACACUUCUAUGGGUGCUAAGGCCCGCCGUGCUCGAUCCAAGGAGCCGUCUGGCUCCUCGACGACAGGGGGAAGCGGACAGGCCAACGGCAACAUGAAUUCAGGCGUGGAGUACAGGCGGAAGAAUGUCUCGCUCGAAGUCCCCUCCGUGACCGAGAACAUGAUCUCCCGCGAAUCCUUCACAUUGGACGAUCACGUCCCGCGAACACCAGUGAUGAACAACCAUGGCUUCUUCCAGCUACCUAUGCAGGAUCGGAGGAAUUUUGGACUGCUGGUUCUAUUAUACUUCUUGCAGGGUGUGCCAAUGGGAUUGGCAACGGGGAGUGUGCCGUUCUUGCUGAAGCCGAAGAUGAGCUACAGUGCGUUGGGAGUGUUCAGUCUGGCUUCAUACCCAUAUUCGCUGAAGCUGUUAUGGAGUCCGAUUGUGGAUGCCGUGUGGAGUCCCAAGGUGGGGAGGAGAAAGAGUUGGAUUAUGCCGAUCCAGAUGCUGUCUGGGAUUGGAAUGAUAUGGCUUGGAGCACACGCGAAAGAAAUGAUGACCACGGCAGGUGAAGACGGAGGGAGUGGCAUAUGGGGCUUCACUGGAUGGUGGUUCUUCCUGGUGUUUAUGUGCGCUACGCAAGAUAUUGCUGUGGAUGGUUGGGCUCUCACGCUUUUAACCCCUGGCAAUAUCUCAUACGCCUCCACAGCGCAAACCGUGGGCUUGACAGCUGGCCAAUUCAUGUCCUACACCGUAUUCCUAGCCUUCAACUCCCCUGACUUCGCCAACAAAUGGUUCCGCAAAACGCCCCUGGACGAGGGCGUCAUGACGUUAGGAGGAUACCUCACUUUCUGGGGUUGGACCUACAUCAUCGUGACCGUCGGUCUUGCACUCCUGAAGCGCGAAGAGAAGACGAAAAACGAAGACGGGAUCUGGGAUGUUUACAAAGUGAUGUGGGGCGUCCUGAAACUCAAGAACAUACAAACGAUUAUCAUCAUUCAUUUAAUUGCCAAGAUUGGUUUUCAAGCCAACGAUGCAGUCACGAACCUCAAGCUCAUUGACAAGGGGUUCAGUCAGGAGGACCUGGCCCUCACCGUUUUGAUAGAUUUUCCUUUUGAGAUUGGAUUAGGGUAUUAUGCGGGCAAAUGGUCAACAACAUAUACACCCAUGCGGCUCUGGUGCUGGGGUUUCGUCGGCCGUUUGAUUGCCGCAGUCAUUGCACAGAUAACUGUGAUUAUCUUCCCCGCCAAGGGUGUCGAUACUUGGUACCUCCUCGUCGUAAUCGCCGAGCAUAUCUUCUCUACUUUCACAAGUACGGUUAUGUUCGUUGCCAUCUCGGCUUUCCAUGCUAGGAUUGCAGAUCCCGUCAUUGGGGGGACAUAUAUGACUUUGCUCGCUACUGUCUCUAAUCUUGGCGGCACCUUCCCUCGCUUCUUCAUUCUCAAGCUCGUCGAUUUCUUUACCGUCGCAACGUGCAUCCCUCCUGCCCCAGGAACCACCCUUUCCCCCGACCUCCGCGGACCUCUCAUCGCAGACUCCUUUUCCUGCGCUCUCUCGGCCGAAAAGGAUCGCUGUAUCCAGGGAGGCGGCAUCUGCCACAUAGAUAGAGAUGGAUACUAUGUUACGAACAUCAUCUGUGUGAUCAUAGGCGUGCUCACCUUUUGGAAGUUCAUCCAGCCGGCCGCGAUAAAAUUGCAGACGCUGCCUCUCAAGGCGUGGCGGAUAUCUGCUAGUGAGAGGAGCUAG